AUGGAGCUGAGUAGCAAGAAGAAACUCCAUGCCUUGUCCCUAGCGGAAAAGAUUCAGGUGUUGGAACUCCUGGAUGAAUCCAAAAUGUCCCAGUCGGAGGUAGCCCGGCGCUUCCAAGUCUCCCAGCCCCAAAUCUCCCGCAUCUGCAAGAAUAAGGAGAAGCUGUUGGCAGACUGGUGUAGCGGCACUGCCAACCGAGAGCGCAAGCGCAAGCGGGAGUCCAAGUAUAGCGGGAUCGAUGAAGCUCUGCUCUGCUGGUACCACAUUGCCCGCGCCAAGGCCUGGGAUGUGACGGGCCCCAUGUUACUCCACAAAGCCAAGGAGUUGGCUGAUAUCAUGGGCCAGGAUUUUGUGCCCAGCAUUGGCUGGCUGGUCCGCUGGAAACGCCGAAACAAUGUAGGCUUCGGGGCUCGCCAUGUCCUUACUCCUCCAUUCCCUCCUGAACCACCUCCCUUAGGCCUCACGUCCCAGGCCCAGCCACCUCUCUCCCUUAAAGACUUCUCUCCAGAGGAUGUUUUUGGCUGUGCUGAAGUGCCCUUGCUUUAUCGGGCAGUGCCUGGCAGAGCAUUUGCGUGUGAUCGGAUGAAAGUACUCCUGUGUGCCAACAGCAGGGGCACAGAGAAGCGGCGAGUGUUGGUCGGUGGGCUCCAGGCUGCGCCUAUGUGCUUCUUUGGGGUGAGCAGUGAGGCACUGCUUGCUUCCUACCACCCGGACCCAAGCAUCCCCUGGGCAGAGUGGUUGGCACAGUUUGACCAGGACAUGGGGCAGCAGGGUCGACAGGUAGCCUUGCUGUUGGCUGCCCAAGUGGUAGAGGAGUUGGCAGGCCUACCCGGGCUCCACCACGUGAGACUCUUACCUCUGUCUGCCUCCAGCACGACACCUUCCUUGCCUGGCUCUGUGGUCUGGGCCUUUAAAGCUCAUUACCGGCACCGUUUGCUGGGCAAAUUGGCCGCUGUGCAGAGCAGGAGAGAAGGUACCUCGCUGCCGGAAGCCGGGGAAGGCAUCACGGGGUUGGAUGCGUUGCACAUGGCCGCGGCAGCCUGGACCAAGGUGCCUUCUCAGCUCAUUUGGAGCAGCUUCAUUCAGGAAGGGUUAGCUCCAGGCAAAACACCCCUGGCCCUGGACAAAGCUUCUGAGAUGCCGCCAGUUGCUGGUGGACUGAGCCAGGAGGAGUUUUCCCACUUCGUGGACUUGGAGGACGAGGAGCCAGGCCCCGGAGUGUGCAAGGAGGAGACGGGCGCUGACGCUAAGGAAGGGUAUAGGGAAGAUGGCUUAGAGCCUCUGCCUACUAAAGCCGAUGCCCUACAGGCCCUGGGCACCUUGAGGAGGUGGCUGGAGGUCAAUAGCACCUCCCCAGAGCUCUUCGAGAAGUUCUAUGAGUGUGAGGCCGAGGUGGAGCGGCUGUGCUGCCUGUGA
This is a messenger RNA of Dipodomys ordii (Ord's kangaroo rat), 1416 nucleotides long. It is a transcript of the gene Tigd3, whose product is annotated as tigger transposable element derived 3. Gene Ontology annotation, cellular component: nucleus. Gene Ontology annotation, molecular function: DNA binding. NCBI's taxonomy places the organism in Eukaryota, Metazoa, Chordata, Mammalia, Rodentia, Heteromyidae. Bases 1 to 1416 code for a protein of 471 amino acids. The transcript has a single exon. The record is from RefSeq and is a predicted model, not a curated record.